CCUAAAUGAUUCGCGGGAAAAAGUAAAAAAUGGCGACAAGCAGAGUUUGAACUUUAGCGCCUGUACACAUAUUUGCAAGAAGAGACAACUCCUCGCUAAUGUAACGUUACUCAACAGCAACAACAAUAUUUCGAGUUUUAUCGAACCUGGGUUGGAAGUUUAUCAAGGGGGAAGUGUUGUAGUGUGUGGACAGCCCAUCUGCAGCAUGUUGGAGUCAGCAUACAGAGAUGACUUCUGCAGUGUGGAGCCGAAGAAGGGGCUGGAUGCCAAGCGUCUACCCCAGAAGAGGGAGCGGAGCUUCACAGACCUGGAGAGCAGCCUGACCGUGGGCCAGUAUGUCCUGUGUCGAUGGUCUGAUGGCCUAUACUACCUGGGGAAGGUCCAGAGAGUGAGUGCCUCCAAGCAGAGCUGCUUUGUCACUUUUGAAGAUAAUUCAAAAUUCUGGGUUCUCUGGAAAGACAUCCAACAUGCUGGAGUUCCGGGGGAGGAACCCAAAUGCUCGGUUUGUUCUGAAAUGGUGUUGGUGUCUGACAAUGAGAUCCUGAUAUGUGGGAAAUGUGGAAUAGGUUACCACCAGCAGUGCCACCUGCCAGAGGUGGAGAGCUCAAUGGAUUUGUCACCAUGGUUUUGCAGGAGGUGCAUCUUUGCUUUAGCUGUGCGGAAAGGGGGAGCUCUCAAAAAGGGCGCUAUAGCAAAAGCACUGCAGGCCAUGAAGCAGGUGCUUACCUACAACCCAGCAGAGCUGGAGUGGGAUUCUCAGCACCGCACAAAUCACCAACAGUGUUAUUGCUACUGUGGAGGACCUGGAGAGUGGUACUUGAAGAUGCUGCAGUGUUUUCGGUGUCAACAGUGGUUCCAUGAGGCCUGUAUCCAGUGCCUACAGGAGUCCAUGAUGUUUGGAGAUAGGUUUUACUUGUUCAUGUGUUCCGUGUGUAAUAAAGGACUGGAGUACAUUAAGCGCCUGGCUCUCCGAUGGGUGGAUGUGGUGCACUUGGCACUUUACAACCUGGGAGUCCAGAGUAAGAAGAAGUACUUUGAGCUGGAGGAGAUCCUUAACUUUGUCAGCAACAACUGGGAGCAUUUCCAUUUGGGCAAGCUCUCCAAUACUCCUCCAACAGAAAGAGGCCAAUAUCUCCUUGAUGCUCUGAACAACUACAAGAGCAAGUUUCUCUGCGGGAAGGAGAUCAAGAAGAGGAAAUGCAUCUUCCGCCUGAGGACACGCGUUCCACCGAACCCUCCCUCCAAACUCUUUCCCGAGAGGGCCCAAAACGAGGGAUGGAGAGGACGAAAGAAAGGCCCAGACAGGAACAGCUCUCUCCCGGCAGAGAAGAGGAGGAAGAAAAGGUCGAAAUGGCUGCUGGAGGACGCCAUUCCCAAUAAUGACCUGACCUCAGCCUGGAGCACCAACCAUCAUAUGGCCAACAUCUUUGACUUCACAUUGGACGAGUUACAAAGCCUCAAAAGCACUAGCUCGGGACGGACCUUCAGUCUUGACCUGGACUCCACAGACGCUGCCAGCACCUCUGGGUCUGCCACCACCAGUGUCUCCUACGACUUCAGGAAGAAUGUUGGCAGUCGUAAGAGGAAGCUGCCCACCUCUAACUAUACGGUGCUGGCCACUAAGAAGGAGGUGGUGGAGAGCGAGCUGAGCCCCAUGGAGCUGAGCCUACCAGGAGAGGAGGCUGCCUCCGCGAUGCUGGACAACGCGAUCGACAGCCACACCUUUGACAGCAUCAGCGAGGACGACUCCUCCCUCUCCCACCUCAAGUCGUCCAUCACCAACUACUUUGGGGCGGCGGGGCGGCUCACCUGCGGAGAGAAGUACCAGGUGCUGGCCCGCCGGGUCACUCCAGAGGGGAAGGUGCAGUAUCUGGUUGAAUGGGAGGGCACCACUCCCUACUGACCUAGCCGGCCAGACUGGCUGGCUGCUGCAGUCAGGAGGUGUCGCAGAGGAAGGGGGAGUAAUAGGCAAGAUCGACAUAGCAAGGCCUACCUGGUUGUACUCGUUUAUUUUUUUCAUGUUACUUUCUCUUGCUCUACAGUGCUAUCUUUAUUUCAGUAUAUAAUAUUAUUUUGGGUAUAUUGAACCAAUUUGGUAGUGUCCUCUUGAGCAUCUUGAAUAGUAACAAAGCCUGAAAAACUGUGUUCCCGAUGCUAGUUUGAGUAGGUUUGUGAUGGUAAAGAUAGCGAAAGAGUUGGCUCAGAGUUCCAAGAAAGAACAAUACCACUGAUUCUAAAGGAUGGAAGCAAAACUGUCGGAAGAGCACUACUAAAAUACGGGCUCUGUGUCCCUAAAUUCAACAAUAUUCUGCUCUAUUAAUAGUUUUUCACAGUAUUUAAAAAAAAAACUUUCUGUUUAGAAUUAUUUCACAAUAACAGCAAUAUGCCAUAUCUAAGCCACAUUUACAGUGCCUUCAGAAAGUAUUCAUGCCCCUUGACUUAUUCCACAUUUUGUUCUGUUACAGCCUGAAUUCAAAAUGGAUUAAAUGUAUUGUUUCCACCCAUCUAUACACAAUACCCCAUCUACACACACUACCCCAUUUUGCAAAUGUAGGGAAAAUGAAAUACACAAAUAUCUAAUUCACUUAAGUAUUCACAGCCCUGAGUCAAUACUUUGUAGAAGCACCUUUGGCAGCGAUUACAGCUGUGAGUCUUUCUGGUUAGGUCUAAGUGCUUUCCACACCUGAAUUGUGCAACAUUUGCCCAUUUUAUUAUUUUCCAAAUUCAAGCUCUGUAAAAUUGGUUGUUGGAUCAUUGCUAGACAACCAUUUUCAGGUCUUGCCAUAGAUUUAAAUCAAAACUAUAUAUUGGCCGGUCAUUCGCUGUCUUGGUAAGCAACUCCAGUGGGCAUCCCGAGAGGUGCAGUGGUCUAAAGGCACUGGAUCGCAGUGCUAGCUAUGCCACUAGCGAUUCUCGGUUCGAGUCUAGGCUCUGUCGGAGCCAGCCCUGUCCGGGAGACCCAUGGGGCGACGCACAAUUGGCCCAGCGUCGUCCGGGUUAGGGGAGGGUUUGGCAGGGAUGUCCUUGUCACAUCGCGCACUAGCGACUCCUAUGGCGGGCUGGGUGCAGUGCAAAAAAAAAAGCUAAUCCAGUGUAUAUUUGGCCUUGUGUUUUAGGUUAUUGUCCUGCUGAAAGGUAGAUUUGUCUCAUGGUGUCUGGUGGAAAACGGACUGAAUCAAGUUUUCCUCUAGGAUUUUGCCGAUGUUUUAGCUAGAUUCUGUUUCUUAGCGCCCCAGUCCUUAACAAAAAACAUUGAUUGGAGAAGAUUUGGAAAGGCAUACAAGUGUCUAUAUAGGGUUCUACAGUUGACAGUGCAUGUCAGUGAAAAAACCAAGCCAUCAGGUCGAAAGGAAUUGUCCAUAGAGCUCAUAGACAGGAUUGUGUCAAGGCACAGAUUUCGGGAAGGGUACACAAAACAUUUCUGCAGCAUUGAAGGUCUCUCAGAAAACAGUGGCCUCCAUCAUUCUUAAAUGGAAAAAGUUUGGAACCACCAAGACUCAUCCUAGAGCUGCCCGCCUAUCCAAGCUGAGCAAUCAGGGGAGAAGGGCCUUGGUCAGGAAGGUGACCAAGGACCCGGUUGUUACUCUGACAGAGCUCCUCUGUCGAGAUAGGAGAACCUUCCAGAAGGACAACAAUCUCUGCAGCACUCCACCAAUCAGGCCUUUAUGGCAGAGUGGUCAGACGGAAGCCACUCCUCAGUAAAAGGCAAAUGACAGCCCGCUUGGAGUUUUCCAAAAGGCACCCAGACCAUGAGAAACAAGAUUUUCUGGUCUGAUGAAAGAAACCAAGAUCGAACUCUUUGACCUAAAUGCCAAGCAUCACGUCUGGAGGAAACCUGGCACCAGCCCUACGUUGAAGCAUUGUGGUGUCAGCAUAAUACCGUGGGGAUGCUUUGGGACAAGUCUCUGAAUGUCCUUGAGUGGCCCAGACAGAGCCCGGACUUGAACCUGAUUAAACAUCUCUGGAGAGACCUGAAAAUAGCUGUGCAGCAAAGCUCACCAUCCAACCUGACCGAGCUUGAGAGGAUCUGCAGAUAAGAAUGGGAGAAACUCUCCAAAUACAGGUGUGCCAAGUUUGUAGUGUCAUACCCAAGAAGACUCGAGGCUGUAAUUGCUGCCAAACUUGCUUCAACAAAGUACUGAGUAAAAGGUCUGAAUUCUAUGAUAUUCUUGUUUUUAAUUUUUAAUAAAUGUGCAAAAAAAAAAAUGCUUUAAUUUGUUUUUGCUUUGUUGUUAUGGGCUAUUGUGUGUAGAUUGUGGAAAAUGUCAUCCAUUUUUAGAAUAAGGCUGUAAUGUAAAAAAAAAUGUGGAAAGCAUCAAGGGGUCUGAAUGCACUGUAUAAUUUCAUAUUUUUUGGAGUGGUGGCAACGAUUUAGCAGCGGCAGCUCGCCUCUGCUAAAUGAAUAUAGGGGGAAACACUGCAAGCACCUCUUAUAUAGUGUAUAGUCCUGGUUUUCCUUUGGCUCUGUUUAUGCUGACAUAGGUAGUUUGGCUAAGUAGAUGCAAAACUUGUAUUUUCCCGGAAAUGCAAUGCAGAUGAUGGAGAGCUUAACAUAGUACUUUUAGACACUGUAAGAUCUUUUUUGACAUUUGUAAUCUAGAAAGUUACAAUGAGAAUAUUAUGGACUUCAAGGGGUAGUCUUGGUUUAUUUUCUUACAAUAUCCAAAGAUUUCUUUACAUAUUCCUCCCAUCCAUAGUUAUUUCUGUGUUGCCUCAAGACAUAUAUAUAUAUAUGCUGUUGAUUUAUUUUUCACUAACAGUGAAACCUGGGUCGUGUUCCUUAGGGCGCUCAGUGGAAAAAACAAAUAUUUGUGUUUAGGGCUUCAUAUGACAAGUCAAGGUCUUCCCUCCCUGUUUCAUUUUGUUUCCUUCUUUUUCUGCCUAAUGAACAUGAUACAGAAAAUAAAUAUUUGAUUUCAAUAAGUCAGUACAUUAUAAAAGAUAAAUGAUGCUUUCCUAUUAACAUUUCUACGUGCAUAACCCCCUUUGCUUCAUUGCACUAUUGACAUCUUAAACUAUGCAAGUAUUGUUUUUUUUCAAUUCCUUUUACUAAAUAACCAAAUAUUAUUUACAAAUAGUUUUAAUUGAUGAAUAUGGACAUUUGUGAUCAGAAGUCACAUGCUAUAUGCGUUUAUAUUAUUAAUAAGAAAAGUUUGAAGCUAAUUGUAAUAUUUUUCCCAAAUGGCAUUUUGCAACCAUUUAUGCUCUUAUGUCUUUAAAUUACAGUAUGACUGUAUUCACUCUAAAACAAACUGUUUACAUGAGUAGAUUCAUAUCUAUCCUAUUGGAGUCUCCAUUUAAUAUAAUUUUUUGGAUGAUUCUUGAAGUGACAUGUCAAUGGUAAACUUUGUUCAUUGUUUUACAUUAAUAGGCCUUUUUACCAUGUAACAUGCCCAGAGCUGUGUAGAUAGAGAACAUACUGUAUACAUUUCUCCUAUUUGCUAUGCUUGUUAGAAAUGAUAUCUCUCAGCGAGUAUUGUGCAUCCUUUAUUUGUAAUUUGUCAAAUCUUUAUUUGGUAUUUUGAAUUGUAAUUAAAAGCAUUUUGAGA
This is a messenger RNA of Oncorhynchus nerka (sockeye salmon), 5549 nucleotides long. Its product is annotated as PHD finger protein 19-like. The coding region runs from base 206 to 1903 and encodes 565 amino acids. The transcript has 15 exons. Gene Ontology annotation, molecular function: chromatin binding; DNA binding. The record is from RefSeq and is a predicted model, not a curated record. Lineage: Eukaryota; Metazoa; Chordata; Actinopteri; Salmoniformes; Salmonidae. Gene Ontology annotation, biological process: regulation of DNA-templated transcription; chromatin organization. Gene Ontology annotation, cellular component: nucleus.